This is a messenger RNA of Exophiala dermatitidis NIH/UT8656, 2352 nucleotides long. Its product is annotated as non-specific serine/threonine protein kinase. Gene Ontology annotation, molecular function: protein kinase activity; ATP binding. The record is from RefSeq and is a predicted model, not a curated record. Gene Ontology annotation, biological process: protein phosphorylation. The transcript has 5 exons. The coding region runs from base 444 to 1835 and encodes 463 amino acids. Lineage: Eukaryota; Fungi; Ascomycota; Eurotiomycetes; Chaetothyriales; Herpotrichiellaceae.
CCUUACCUAUGGUACCUUACCUAUGUAUACCUAGGUACCUACCUAGGUAGGUAUGUGUAUACUCCUCCUACUACGAGUAUAGCAUUCUUCUGAAAGGUCAAACUACUAGUACACGCAUUAUUUUCCACAUUCGAAAGGAAUUGAGACCCCUUACGCUGCACGAGAAGACAGAAGAGCAGCGAAUCCCCGUUGAAGGCUCGGGCCAUAUUAUCAGUAACCCGGGUUGUACGACCCGGGCAAGAUCGAGGUUUUCGAAUCAAGGUACCAAGUUGUUGCGAAGCAGGGUCCUGGGAUUCGACGGGGGUUCGAGUGAAACAGUGUGGCUGUGUAGGGAUUUGAGAUAUGUUACCACUACCUCGCGCUAGUAAAGAAUACAGCCACCUUGCCUGUCCGGCUCCAAGCCUCACCUUGCAAGGACUACUACGCGCUCGAGCUUCUCAUCAAUGAAAGCGUCACGGUCGUCGUCGGCCUUGCUGCGGAUCCUUAGGACAAGACGAAGCGGAAACACAGCCUUUCCUGUCUUCAGAUUCACACGAUGGAUUUAUCCGACACUAUGUCCUCUCACCGUCCCUGGUUCACUGCAGUGCCAGCAGUUACCAAUGGCCUUUUCCGUUUCCACCAGGGCGAUUUCCAGCCUGCCCCGCACCUUUCCAACCGACGGCUUUGAAAUGCUUCCAUUGCAUGAGAAGUAUGAAGAGGAGGGGAUCCCAGGCUACAAAGCCGAACGCUUCUACCCCGUGCGGCUCGGCGAGGUCUUUGAAUCACGAUACCAGGUCGUUGCCAAGUUGGGGUUUGGUACAGUUUCUACCGUCUGGCUGUGUCGAGAUCUCGAAGAAAAUGUCCUUCUCACGCUCAAAGUCUGCAUUGCUGGUGAGGAUUGUACGAGUGAAUUCGCUGUCUCAGACCUUGUCAAUUCAACCGAUGGAAACCACCCCGGCAAAGCAAGAUUGCGCAUAGUUCUCAACCACUUUCAGAUCCAGGGCCAUAAUGGAACUACUCAUCGAUGUCUACUCUAUACACCACUCGGCUUGACCGAGACCGACUUUCGAAACUUGUUGCCGGAAAAGGUCUUUAGCAAGGGACUCCUACAACAAAGCUUACUUUUGAUUUUGGGUGGUUUGGACUUUUUGCACCAAAUAGGUGUGGUACAUACAGAUCUAUCGCCAAACAAUAUCCUUCUGGGUAUCAGAGAUGACGACGACGCAAUUGCCAAAGUGGAACGCGCGGAACAGGAAAAUCCGUCUGCUCGAAAGGUUCUUCCCGAUGGUCGAGUCAUCCACCUUUCCUACACUAUGCCGCUUACCGAUGGCGAGCCUAUGAUUACCGACUUUGGCGCCGCUCGGUUGGGUGAGCCAGGCAAGAAGCAGAAGUUUGUGGGAGAUGUCAUGCCGGGUUUUUAUAGGGCGCCAGAAAUCAUUUUGGGUAUGGAAUGGGAUGAUAAGAUUGAUAUUUGGGCUGUUGGACUCAUGAUGUGGGAUCUCUUGGAAGGACACCGACUCUUCCGUGCAGUAAAGGACGGCUACCUCGAUGACGAGUUACACCUUGCCGAGAUGGUCGCGCUGAUGGGUCCGCCGCCGAAGGAGGCUUUGGAACGGGCUCGGGCCCAAGAAAGGAGCAGUGCCAGUCGAUACUGGGACGAUCAAGGCAACUGGAUCGCCUCGACGCCGAUCCCAAACCAAAGCCUUGAAACGCUCGAGAGUCGUCUGGACGGUAACGACAAAAUGUUGUUCCUUGCCUUGAUGCGCAAAAUUCUCCGCUGGCGUCCUGAAGAUAGGCCGUCUGCGUUGGAGCUUCUGGAGGAUGAAUUCUUGUGCCAGUGCAUACCACCACCCUGACCAAAACGUCAACUUCCUCAGGAGUCAUUGGGACUUGACUUGCAUUGCAUUGCAUUGCAGUAAUGUACAAAGAUUUCCAUGCAAUGCACAUCCAAUCACAUGUUGGCGUGGUAUGGUAGAGUGAGGUAGAGAAAUGAAAUAAUGAUAGAUUUUGAGCUUGACCUUAGCUAAGCCAGGCUGGGCUGGGCCAGGCAAGGCAGCAUGGUUGGACUUGGUUGAUCGAGCCCUGCAUUUUUAUCCAAGAUCAUCAUGAUCCCAUUGGCGGCGGGAGAGUUUCAAAGGCAGAGAGAGUGGAAUCCAUCUGCUGGAGAUAAAGGGAAUACGAAGACAAAAAGGAAAAAAACAAAGCACGCGGAAAAAAAGUGUAGUGCAUUCUUUGGCAUCAUGAUUCUUUACUAUUCCCUAGAAACUUGCAGCAGCUAUCCUAGUAUGUCUGAAGGUGUCCGAGUCUCCUGCCACAAUGUUGAAUUGUGCAUAAUUAGUACUAGUAGUAUCCAACCAAAAACAUGGAAUUAAU